This is a messenger RNA of Argentina anserina (silverweed cinquefoil), 345 nucleotides long. RefSeq names its product 40S ribosomal protein S9-2-like. The record is from RefSeq and is a predicted model, not a curated record. The transcript has 2 exons. Gene Ontology annotation, biological process: ribosomal small subunit biogenesis; translation. Bases 1 to 345 code for a protein of 114 amino acids. Lineage: Eukaryota; Viridiplantae; Streptophyta; Magnoliopsida; Rosales; Rosaceae. Gene Ontology annotation, cellular component: cytosolic small ribosomal subunit. Gene Ontology annotation, molecular function: rRNA binding; structural constituent of ribosome.
AUGGUACACGUCGUGUCUAAUCGCAACUAUGACACGACAUUUAAGAAGCCUCGUUGUCCAUAUGAGAAGGAGCGUUUGGAUGCUGAGCUAAAGCUGGUGGGAGAGUACGGGCUGCGUUGCAAGAGAGAGCUUUGGGGGGUUCAGUUUGCCCUGAGCCGAAUCCGUAACAAUGCAAGGAUGCUUCUGACCCUUGACGAGAAGAACCCUCGUCGGAUCUUUGAGGGUGAGGCAAUGCUGAGGAGGAUGAACCGAUAUGGGCUCUUGGACGAGGGUCAGAACAAGCUGGAUUAUGUUUUGGCUUUGACUGUGGAGGACUUCCUUGAGCGUCGACUACAGACAGUUUAG